This is a messenger RNA of Zootoca vivipara (common lizard), 2490 nucleotides long. The record is from RefSeq and is a predicted model, not a curated record. NCBI's taxonomy places the organism in Eukaryota, Metazoa, Chordata, Lepidosauria, Squamata, Lacertidae.
AUGGUGUGCAAAGAGCAACCUUCCCCAGAACUGAAUGAAUUCCCUUUAGUGGUGACAAAGUUCUACCAGCAUAUCCUAGCCUUGGUGUUCGCUGUUGAAGAGAUCAAUAAGAAUCCCAAUAUCUUGUCCAAUGUCACUCUGGGGUUCCACAUCUAUGACAGCUACGAUGACCCAAAGAUGACCUACCACAACACUCAGGAUCUGCUGUUUAACUCACAUAAUUUUGUGCCCAACUACAAAUGUGGCAUCCAGGAAAAUGUAAUAGGAGUCAUCGGGGGACUGACCGCUGAGACCUCCUCAACAAUGGCAGAUAUCUUAGGUCUUUACAAGAUUCCACAGAUUUCAUAUGGCUCAUUUCAACCAGAAUUGAAUGAUCAGUUGGAGUUCCCUUCAUUUUAUCGCAUGGCCCCCAAUGAAGCCCUUCAGUAUCAAGGAAUUCUUGAGUUACUUGUGUAUUUCAGGUGGAAGUGGGUAGGUCUGAUGGCUAUAGAUGAUGAAGGUGGAGAUCAUUUUUUGCAGACCAUAGAGCCAAUGCUUCUGCGGAAUAAAAUCUGUUCGGCAUUCAUACGUCAAAUUCGUAAAGAUUUGCAUAAAGUCCUUGAUCUACAAAAGGUCGCAGAAACACAGAAAUAUUUGCCAGCUUUUGCGGUAAGCAAAGCUGAUGUGAUUAUUAUAUAUGGAGAAACCUCUUCUAUUUCAUGGUUGCCAUAUGCUAUAGCAGGAACUAGAUUUUUUCAAGAACUGCAUCCUGAAUAUCCGGAGAUGGUAUCUGCAGCAAAAGUGUGGAUUACAACAGCCCAAAUUGAAUUCACAUCAUGUACCCUUCUAAAGAUAUUGGAUAUGGAUAUGGAAGGGCUUCAUGGUGCUUUAUCCUUUGCAAUUCAUUCAAGUCAACCGGGCGGCUUUAAAGAGUUUCUUCAGAAUGUACACCCCUCUUGGAAAAAGAAAGAUGGUUUUAUCAAGGAAUUUUGGAAACAAGCAUUCAGCUGUAAAUUUCCAAACGAUAUGGAGCCAAUAGACACCAUAUGUACAGGAGAGGAGAUGCUGGAGAGCCUUCCUGCCCCUUAUUUUGCCAUGAGUAUGACUGGCCAAAGCUAUGCUAUCUAUAAUGCUGUCCGUUCUCUGGCACAUGCCUUACAUAUCACAUACUCAUCCAGAGCCAGCUACAGAAUAAUUGAGACCGGGGGCCGACCAUAUCCUUGGAAUGUGGAAACAUGGAAGCUCCACUCAUCCCUUCAGAUGAUGUCUUUCAACAACAGUGCCGGAGAUGAAAUUUCAUUUAACAAACAUGGGGAAUUAGUAGGUGGAUUUGAUAUUAGAAACUUGGUGACCUUCCCAAAUGGAUCCUACAUCAGGGUCAAAGUGGGGAAGCUGGAUCCUCAGGCUCCUCCGGGCAAAGAGUUUUCCAUUAAUGAGGACAGAAUCAAAUGGCACUGGAACUUGACUCAGGUGCCACCCCUUUCAGUAUGUAAUGACAACUGCCAUCCUGGUUACCGGAAGUUAAAAAAGGAGGGGGAGAAAUUUUGCUGUUAUGAUUGUGCUCCAUGUCAAGAUGGGAUGUUUUCAAAUGAGAUUGGUAGGAUUUACUACAUGGAAACUUGUGUCACUUGUCCAAAUGAUCAAUAUCCAAACAAAGAUCAGGAUCGAUGCAUUCCUAAGAUUCCAAACGUCCUGGCUUUUGAUGACACUUUGGGCAUUGUUCUAAUUUCCUUUGCUGUUUUGUUGUCUCUGACCACAGUUCUAGUGCUUGUCAUCUUCAUUAAAUGCCGGAACACUGCCAUAGUCAAGGCCAACAAUAGAAGCCUCACCUACAUUCUUCUCAUCUCCCUCCUCUUGUGUUUCCUCUGUUCUUUGUUGUUUCUUGGAAGGCCUAAUGAGGUGACCUGUCUUCUGCGACAAACUGCUUUUGGUAUUGUCUUCUCUGUAGCCCUUUCUAGCAUCUUGGCCAAAACCAUCUCUGUGGUUUUGGCAUUCAUGGCUACUAAACCAGGAUCCAGGAUGAGGAAAUGGAUUGGUAAACGCUUGGCUUAUUCCAUAGUCAUCUCCUCCUCCAGUACUCAAGUAGGGAUUUGUAUUCUGUGGUUGGGAACCUUUCCACCAUUCCCAGAUGUGGACACAGACUCAAUGACUGAAGAAAUUGUUUUGCUAUGUAAUGAAGGCUCAAGCAUCAUGUUUUAUUGUGUCUUGGGCUACAUGGGCUUCCUAGCCAUUCUCAGCUUCACUGUAGCUUUCCUAGCCAGGAAGUUACCUGACAGUUUUAAUGAAGCCAAGUUCAUCACUUUCAGUUUGUUGGUCUUUUGCAGUGUUUGGCUCUCUUUUGUUCCAACUUACCUGAGCACAAGAGGAAAAUACAUGGUGGCUGUGGAGAUUUUCUCCAUCUUGGCUUCCAGUGCAGGGUUACUGGGAUGUAUAUUUUCUCCUAAAUGCUACAUUAUUGUCAUGAGGCCUGAGCUUAACAACAAAGAACAGCUAAUGCAGAGAAAUAAAUGA